Molecule: messenger RNA, 2503 nt
Organism: Polistes dominula (European paper wasp)
Lineage: Eukaryota; Metazoa; Arthropoda; Insecta; Hymenoptera; Vespidae
Gene: Btk29A
Product: tyrosine-protein kinase Btk29A
Biological process (GO): protein phosphorylation; intracellular signal transduction
Molecular function (GO): protein tyrosine kinase activity; ATP binding; protein binding
Source: RefSeq, a predicted model, not a curated record
UUGACAGAUUAUAACAGUGUGCAUGCGUUCGUCCACGUGAACUCUUUAUUGCGUCUGGAGUAUAUUUGUGUGUGUUCAUACCGGUCAUGUUUUGACAGCUGCCAAAAUAGGGUUAAAUAGAUGCAAUAAAAAACAUCAUUAGUAGAUAAGAUUAGGAGAGCCGCCGUAAACAUCUGUAUUUUUCAACACAUAACUUGUCAGACAAGAUCUAAUUGCAGAAGAAUCGAACUACAAAAAUCUUGCCAUGAUUUCAUUUUUAUUUUAUUAAAGAUAUUAUUGCUAUCUUAACGAUGCAGACUGUAAGGUCCUCUUAUAAACUACAUUUCACUAAGUGUCUGUCAAGAAUGGCAGGGAAAGAUGCAAAGGUGGAGUCAAAAUCAGCAGACGUGGUAAGGCAAGGAUUUAUGGUUAAACGUUCUCAAAACAAGAAACGUUUCACUCCUGUUAACUACAAACAACGUUGGUUUGUACUAACACGUCGUCAUCUAGUUUAUUACGAUAGCGAUAGUGAGCGGCGCAAAGAACGAGGUCGUAUAGCGAUUGAAACAGUUCAUGUGGUAGAAACAGCAAAUCUUGGUAAUAAUUCUGGAUGUGGGAGUGGGAAUGCAAAAAUAGAUACAACUGGUAAUGACUCAGGUAGUAGCGGAGGUAAUGUACCACCUGGACUACCAUUCCAGAUAGGUUAUCGAGAAGCUGGACAAGAAUAUAUUCUUUAUCUUCUCGCUGCACGGGAACAAGAUAGAUCUGAAUGGAUACGUGCUAUUCGUGCUGUAUGCUGUGAAAAUCCAAGUUUAAGCGAUCGUUAUCACGUGGGCUUGUGGAGCGGUAAACGUUGGUCUUGUUGCCGUUUGUUAACACGAUCUGCGGAAGGUUGCGAUACAUGCAGUUCUUGGUCUUUGAAUCUCGUGACAAACGCUCCAGCGUGUCCGCUACGAACAGUAACUUCUACUACAGGAAACGUCACUGCUUCGAUUGUCAUUCCACCAGCGGAUUCAACUAUUCAAACGACUAACGCUGAAACGAACAACAAUCCAAUCAUUCAAUCUCAAGCGUGUUCUACCUUUGGUACUCCUUCAACUCCAAUAAUGCCGGGUGGAACGCCUGGUACUCCAUCUUCUAAAAAUAAAGACAAAGUAGUUACUAGAGCAAAGGUUGUGGUGGCUUUGUAUCCUUUUCGUGCAAUAGAAGCUGGUGAUCUUUCUCUUGAAAAGGGUGCAGAAUAUGAGGUAUUAGAUGAUUCUCAAGAACACUGGUGGAAGGUGAAAGAUGAGCAUGGAUCAAUUGGUUAUAUUCCUAGUAACUACGUGAAAGAAAAAGAACUCCUAGGAUUGCAAAAAUAUGAAUGGUAUGUAGGUGAUAUGUCAAGACAACGAGCUGAAUCUUUACUGAAACAGGAAGAAAAGGAGGGAUGUUUCGUCGUUCGUAAUUCUUCAACGAAAGGUCUUUAUACACUUUCACUUUAUACCAAAAUUCCACUUCCACAUGUUAAACACUAUCAUAUAAAGCAAAGUACUCGAGGGGAGUUUUAUCUCUCGGAAAAGCAUUGUUGCAGUUCGAUUCCUGAUCUUGUUAAUUAUCAUCGACAUAAUAGUGGAGGACUUGCGAGUCGAUUAAAAACAAGUCCUUGUGAUAGACCAGUUCCACCUACUGCCGGCCUUAGUCAUGAUAAAUGGGAAAUAGAUCCAGCAGAACUACACUUAUUAGAUGAACUAGGCUCGGGUCAAUUUGGAGUAGUACGAAGAGGAAAAUGGCGUGGUUCCAUCGACGUUGCUGUGAAAAUGAUGAAAGAAGGAACUAUGUCUGAAGAUGAUUUUAUAGAAGAAGCAAAAGUCAUGACGAAGCUACAGCAUCAAAAUCUCGUUCAACUGUACGGUGUUUGCAGUAAAGACAGACCAAUAUAUAUUGUCACAGAGUAUAUGCGGCAUGGAUCUCUUCUCAACUACCUCCGUCGUCAUGAAGCUACUUUAGGUGCAAACGUUGGUCUUUUGCUGGAUAUGUGCAUACAGGUCUGUAAAGGAAUGGCAUAUUUGGAGAGACAUAACUAUAUCCACAGAGACCUAGCAGCACGCAAUUGCUUAGUUGGAUCUGAAAACGUAGUGAAAGUGGCUGAUUUCGGUUUGGCAAGAUAUGUUUUAGAUGAUGAGUAUACCAGUAGCGGGGGUACUAAAUUUCCAAUUAAAUGGGCACCGCCGGAAGUAUUGAACUAUACUCGAUUCAGUUCAAAAUCAGAUGUCUGGGCGUACGGAGUACUGAUGUGGGAAAUUUUUACCUGUGGAAAAAUGCCUUAUGGUCGUCUCAAGAAUACCGAAGUUGUCGACAGAGUUCAACGUGGAAUUAUAUUAGAACGACCGAAAGCUUGCUUCAAAGAAGUUUAUGAGGUAAUGCGGAAAUGUUGGGCACACUGUCCAGAAGUUCGACCUUCUUUUCGUGUUCUUAAGGAACAGCUGAUUAGCGUUUCUCAAGGGCUUCUCAAUGAUUGACUCAACCUUCUCCGGUGUAUGCG